GUUAUUUAUCUCAGGUGUCAUAUAGGGGCAAAAUGUCAGUAGACACAGAAAGUUCAAGUAUGUCAAGAUUAUUAAAACUUGCUCAUACAUUCAACUGCUUUUACUUGUCAGGCUUAAAUUCGGGACAAUGUAGACCUUUCAUUGUCGAAGGAUUCCAAGUGGGACUAAUCAGACCGGAUGUAAUGAAACAGUUACUUAGAUAUCCGGAGGUGUUUCGAGUGACAUCGGACUACGUCGAAUUAAAUCCGGCAUUUCGCGAUUACGAAGAACGCACCGCUCGGGUCGAUCACGUGCUGCGCGAGUUACGCGGCGAUCACGCCUUCAUCGCCUUAAAGGGUUGGCGAGACGAGGUGAGCAUUGAUUGUACCACACUUUAUUCAUUUCUCUGUUUUUUUACUUUAUUAAGAAAUAAAAUGGAAGCCUCGAUAAUUAUUGUACUCGUUAUUUAUACACAUUUGAACAUAAUAAAUUUCGCCUUUAAAUUAAAAAUGUUUUUUUUUUCAAGCUAACUUUCUACUUUUUAA
Photinus pyralis (common eastern firefly) is the source of this 524-nucleotide messenger RNA. RefSeq lists its product as uncharacterized. The record is from RefSeq and is a predicted model, not a curated record. The coding region runs from base 33 to 509 and encodes 158 amino acids. The transcript has 3 exons. NCBI's taxonomy places the organism in Eukaryota, Metazoa, Arthropoda, Insecta, Coleoptera, Lampyridae.